AUGAUUUCUGCCUAUGAUAAUGUCAACAAAGUUCGAGUUGCUAUAAAGAAAAUCAGUCCUUUUGAGCAUCAGACGUACUGCCAGAGAACUCUGAGAGAGAUUAAGAUCCUCCUGCGCUUCAGGCAUGAGAAUAUUAUCGGAAUAAAUGAUAUUAUCAGAGCUCCAACUAUUGAACAAAUGAAAGAUGUAUACAUUGUGCAAGAUCUCAUGGAGACAGAUCUUUACAAGCUCUUAAAGACUCAACACCUCAGCAACGACCACAUUUGUUAUUUCCUUUACCAGAUUCUGAGAGGGUUAAAAUAUAUCCAUUCAGCCAAUGUGCUUCAUCGUGACCUCAAACCUUCAAAUUUGCUGCUUAACACCACUUGCGAUCUCAAG
Antrostomus carolinensis (chuck-will's-widow) is the source of this 378-nucleotide messenger RNA. RefSeq names its product mitogen-activated protein kinase 1. Gene Ontology annotation, molecular function: ATP binding; MAP kinase activity. The record is from RefSeq and is a predicted model, not a curated record. Gene Ontology annotation, biological process: protein phosphorylation. Lineage: Eukaryota; Metazoa; Chordata; Aves; Caprimulgiformes; Caprimulgidae. The annotation marks the transcript as partial. The transcript has 3 exons.